AUGUCUUUGGAAGAUAAAUUCAACGCCGCGGUCAACGUAAUCCGGAGUUUACCGAAGAGCGGAUCGUACCAGCCGAGCAAUGAGUUGAUGCUUCGUUUCUACAGUUACUUCAAACAGGCCACAGAGGGACCGUGUGAUAAGCCAAAACCUGGAUUCUGGGAUGUCGUGAACAGAGCAAAAUGGGAAUCCUGGAACAAACUUGGAAACAUGACAAAAGACGAAGCUAUGCAGGCGUAUGUGGACGAAUUACACAAGAUAGUUGAAACGAUGUCAUACAACUCCGAUGUGGCCUCAUUCCUGUCAGUGGAUGAUGACAAUGCCGAUCUGGAGCUGGUGGCAGGAGACAUCCUGGCGAGGGUCCGCUCUGGAGAGAACUCGCCUGUUUUAUCGGGUGCCUCCUCACCUCGCGGCGAAUCUCCAACGCCGGCACGACAACGACACGACUCCGAGGACGAGUACAUAGACACAGUCGAUGUUAGUGUAAGUGACUCUGAGUCGGCCCCGCCCGCGCCGCCGCCGCAGCGUCAGACAGCACAGAGGCUCAGCAACGGACAUGCGCAUCAAAUCACAUCGCAACUCACACAUCUUAAAGUACUGGAACAGCUACCAGGCACGCUGGCGCGGCUCGAGGCUGACGUAGCGGCGCUCAGGAAGGCCGUCGAAGGAGACCGGAGGAUACUCGACCAAGUAUCCCGCGGCUGGCGAUGGCCGUGGCAGGAGCUGAGCGCGCCGACACUGUUACUGCUCGCCGUGUGGCCAUUCAUCGCGUACAGGAUCGCGUCACGGGGGCAGCGCAGGCACACGUAA
Messenger RNA from Spodoptera littoralis (African cotton leafworm), 807 nucleotides. The record is from the annotation of a GenBank genome assembly. Lineage: Eukaryota; Metazoa; Arthropoda; Insecta; Lepidoptera; Noctuidae.